UUAGUUAGGCAAAACAAUAACUAUACACGUGUGUCUGGAUAUUUGGACAGUAACGAGGUAUAUGAACGUUAGAUUUUGGACCGCCAACGAAGCUUGAUAGAGAUCGGUGAUCCCACAGGAUAUCGUGACGGGAGAUAUCCGAUCACUCGUGGGACACGAUCUUCUGAAACAGAUAUGAAGGCCAAGCCCAGCACAGAUGCUGAAGAACAGCUUUUCCUAGAUGUUGAUCCUCGCCACGAGGAUGUCCUCCUUCCUCUUCAUACCUCAAUUUCUUUGUUCUUGAUGUCGUAUUGUGAUUGUAAGGCAUUUAGCGUUUUCCUGGUGCUGCCAGAAGGAACUGAAAACUGCUCAUACAAUCAAGGCUUAUUACCCAGCAACGUCGAUGUCACAAUCCUCUGCAGACGUGACCUCCCGCUGAUAGUUCAGGGCUGUCGUUUGCCUGCUAUUGUGGAGGCAUCUGGAUCCUUCUGCAGAGCAGGCCUGGCCGUGGUUCUCAGACACAUUAUACAGAAAACAUGUCUUGCCAAGCCUGACAGAAAGGAUGUCAGUGAGUUGCUUGGGUUUAAAAACACUUGUCUAAAAGCCUGCGCAGAAGUAAGUCAGUGGACCAGACUUUGUGAGCUAAGCAUCCCACUGGCUGUGGAGAAUUUCCUAAAGGAACCUUCAACAGUUAUCCCACCAGAAGUGCUGCAGCUUGAGAAAAAGCUAGGAGAACCAGUCCGGGUUCAUAACGAUGAUAAAAUCCGAAGGAAAAAGCUGCAACAGCAGAAGGCGACCAAGGAAAAUAGUCCUACAGAAAGUGUCGGCAAAGCUGGAGAUGAUAGACAUGUGCAAAUGGCUGUGAGUGAUGGCCAGCUCUCUAAUCCAGCCAGUUUAGAAUUAGGAGCUGCCCUUAGUAAAUUGACAAUAGGAGGAACUCCAACCAGAACCACAAGGGAGCCUUCCCACAUCAGAAAAACCAAGGCUACUGACCUUCCUCCUCUGGAGCAUGUGUUUGCCGAAGGCCUCUACUUUACUCUUACUGAUGUUGUCCUCUUGCCAUGUCUUCAUCAGUUUCUGGUUUCUCUUCACAAACUAUCAGAAGAAAUAGUAACCAAGCUUCCCCUUAUCACUGGUUGGUACAAGCGGGUACAGCAGGUACCUGGCAUUAGAGCUGCAGCUGGUAUGUGUAGUAUACAUUUUUUAAACUUUCCUGAUAGAAGUUCACAUCAAGAACCGCAGCCUGCGCCUCCCAACGCAGAAACUGGGGACCUUGAGACACCCGACUCAGCCUUUAUAGGAGGUCCAAGGCCAACCAUGACAAAGCUGAAGAAUCAUGGUAUUGAAGCUCAGUUUUCGAAUCACCCGCACCCAUCUUGGACCAUAGAUUGGGAGAGUCUUCCAGCUGCAGCAAGUCCUGCUGAAGGGAAAAUGUCCAGUGACCGGGCUCUGAGGAAGCAACAGCAACUUAAUAAUCUGCUAUCUGUGGUGACCCAUAUGGCUAAGCCUGGAGACACUGUUGUGGACUUUUGCAGUGGUGGGGGGCACGUUGGAAUUGUCUUGGCUCAUAUGCUGCCAUUAUGUCAGGUCAUUCUAAUAGAAAACAAAGAAGAAUCUCUUGUGCGUGCUAAGGAAAGAAGUGAAGAACUUGGGUUAUGUAAUAUAUGGUUCAUCCAAGCAAACCUGGACUACUUUAUAGGGAAUUUCAACAUUGGGGUGGCUCUACACGCAUGUGGAGUAGCGACUGACAUGGUGAUUGACCAUUGUAUCAAAGCUAGGGCAGCUUUCGUCAUCUGUCCUUGCUGCUACGGAUUUAUACAAAACACAGUCAAGACCACCUUUCCCCGAAGUCACCGGUUCCAAGAGGUUUUGUCUUACAAGGAACAUAUGAUCCUUUGUAGAUUUGCUGAUCAGACAGAUGCGCAGCUUCCUGUUGAGCGGAGGAAGAUAGGAAAGCAGUGUAUGGGUUUGGUGGACCUUGAUCGAGCGUGGGCAGCUGCACAGGUUGCUUACAAAGUAGAGGUGGUGUCCAUGGAACCAGAAAGCUGCUCACCAAAGAACAACUUGAUUGUCGGUUCCCCCAUCUGUUGAUAUCAAAUUGUUGGUGCUAUCAAAAUAUUAAACACCUGCAGUUUUAAGUGGAACAGAUUACAUUAACAAUUCUGAACAUUGUGUAAAGUUGUCUUACUGUAUUGCAUUUUAAAUAAAAUAUUCUCUUUUAAGUGACCCUCUUAAA
Molecule: messenger RNA, 2215 nt
Organism: Spea bombifrons (plains spadefoot toad)
Lineage: Eukaryota; Metazoa; Chordata; Amphibia; Anura; Pelobatidae
Gene: GSTCD
Product: glutathione S-transferase C-terminal domain containing
Exons: 12
Coding region: 175-2070 (631 amino acids)
Source: RefSeq, a predicted model, not a curated record